UUCUUCACAAGCCAUCGCACAAACCUACAAACCCUUCAAUAUCUCUCCACCAAUGGCUUCCAAGCUCUCUUCACCCAUUGCCCUCCUCCUCCUCGUCAACCUCCUCUUCUUUACUAUGGUCAGCUCCACGUAUGUCCCUUGCCCACCGCCGCCACCCAAGCCCCACAAGCCCACCCCUUCAAGGAAGCCACCAUCACUCCUCAAGUUCUCCAAGGACACCCUAAAGCUCGGCGUCUGCGCCGACUUGCUAGACGGUCUAGUGCACGUAGUGAUCGGUUCACCACCAAAAUCCCCAUGUUGCACCCUAAUCCAAGGCCUUGUUGACCUGGAAGCUGCUGUGUGCCUUGCGGUGAAGGCCAAAGCCUUAGGUCUUCAGAUUGACCUCUUAGUUUCCCUCAGCUUGCUUUUGAACUACUGUGGAAAGAAGGUUCCGUCAGGCUUCCAAUGCCCUACUUGA
Cucurbita moschata (crookneck pumpkin) is the source of this 457-nucleotide messenger RNA. RefSeq names its product 14 kDa proline-rich protein DC2.15-like. The record is from RefSeq and is a predicted model, not a curated record. Bases 53 to 457 code for a protein of 134 amino acids. Lineage: Eukaryota; Viridiplantae; Streptophyta; Magnoliopsida; Cucurbitales; Cucurbitaceae. The transcript has a single exon.